This is a messenger RNA of Portunus trituberculatus (swimming crab), 3293 nucleotides long. It is a transcript of the gene nmdyn-D7, whose product is annotated as nucleoside diphosphate kinase 7-like. Gene Ontology annotation, biological process: UTP biosynthetic process; CTP biosynthetic process; GTP biosynthetic process. Gene Ontology annotation, cellular component: centrosome. The transcript has 11 exons. Bases 1010 to 2263 code for a protein of 417 amino acids. The record is from RefSeq and is a predicted model, not a curated record. Gene Ontology annotation, molecular function: nucleoside diphosphate kinase activity; ATP binding. Lineage: Eukaryota; Metazoa; Arthropoda; Malacostraca; Decapoda; Portunidae.
CAACAUGCAGUCGUGUCGUGCGCUCCUGACAAGGACUGAUUGUAAACAUUAACCUUAAUUUUUUAAGGCUUCUUCCAUGUCUGAUCCAUGUAUUUACCAUCCCAAGAUUUCCGCUAAGGAUAGGUAGCUGACAGUAGACAUCACAAUGCUUCUUUUUAGUCACCAGAAAUGAAGCAACAAUAUUCUUUACUAAUCUCAGAAUCUUUAAUCAGGCUGCUGUCCCUUCCCACACAGUGCUCCUUUUAGUCACUGGGAAAAAAGCGACAGUAUUUUUAAUCUAUCUCUUCAGUGCAAGCAGGCUGCUGAUCAUUUAUUAUACUUGACAAACUUUUAUGUAAAGCUUUUGUUUUUGUAAAAGGGGGAAAUUGGCCAAGGGCAACAAAAACAAUUAGACAAAAGGCCCCACUAAGAUGCCAGUCACCCAAAAAGGAUCAAAAGAGCAAGCCAAAAGAAUAGGAUAAAUAUCUUGAAGCUUCCCCUCCGCAGCUCAAGUACAAGAUGACACUCUCCAUUGUAGGAAAGAAUAUAUACAAUUAACAGCAGAAUUCUUAACCAAUCUUAUCUCUUAGGACUCAAAUUUGAUGCCAUAUAUAUUCCAAGACAUAAAUAGAAAACAACAUGCAGGAAGUACAGUGAUGUUCUGCAAGUUAGCCAUGGAUAAGGUUUCCUGGGUGUUUCUCCAUGACAAGGGAAAAUAGUAUCAAGAAAGAUAAACACCUAUACCAUUACAACAUGUCUGAUAUACUCCUUCCAUCCCUGUCAAGAAGACCUGGAUAUUUGAGUUCUUUUCUCAUUUUUUUCAUUUUUCACAUUUUUUUUAAUCUCCAUUGGCUGUCAUUUAAUGUUUUAACCAUAGUCUGUAUAUCUUGAUUUAGUUGUACCUUUCCUUUGUAGUUUACAUGAAAUUACUCUGUUGCUUAUUUUAAUGGAUUCUCUUCUGUAAUUUCAGCAGUAUCCUGCCUUACCUUGAACAAUUGUUUUUCCUGGCGAUGUGUUGCACUCUGCUUGUAUGCCAAAACACUUCAGCAGAAUCUUUUCUGCCAUGGGUAACAAGGUAUUCAUCAUUGCACUAGUGGUUGCUCUAGUGGCCAUCUCUUUAAAUAACUACCUCAAAAGAAAGGGGGAGACACGCUACAUAUUCCACACAGAAUGGUACGAUCCAGUGUCAGCGACCGUCAACAAAUUCCACCUCAGCUUCUUCCCAAGAGAUAGAUCAGUGGAGAUGUAUGACCUGCGGGCCCAGAGGCUGUUCCUGAAGCGCAUCCCUGUGGAGGGCGUUGAGGAGCGUGAUCUGUACCUCGGGAACACCAUAGUCGUCCUCUCCAGGCAACUCAAGAUCACUGACUAUGCCGACGCCUUCACUAGGGACCAGAUCACCUCCAAGAGACAAAGAACGUUUGCAAUGGUGAAGCCAGACGCUGUGCACAGACUAGGGGAAAUUGUUGAUGUGAUUCAGAGUAGAGACUUUGAGAUCAGCCAGAUGAAGAUGGUGCAGCUGACGAGGCUCCAGGCGGCAACCUUCUACCGGGAACAUGAGGGCCGUCCGUUCUUUGAGUCGCUGCUUGACUACAUAACAAGUGGACCAGUGGUGGCCAUGGAGCUCGUAACAACCAAUGCCGUCAAGAAGUGGAGAGCAACACUGGGCCCCACCGACUCCCAGGAGGCGAGAAAUAUUGCCCCAGAAUCCAUCCGAGCAUUGUUUGGGAAGGACAAGCAGUUAAACGCAGGGCACGGCUCAGACUCGGAUAUCUCUGCCAUAAGGGAGAUUGAGUUUUUCUUUCCUUCGUCAAAGAUUAAUGAUGAUCUCCUGCCACAAACCACAGCCAAGUUAGCAAACAACACCUGCAGCAUCAUCAAGCCACACGCUGUAGCCAAAGGUCACAUGGGCAGCAUUUUGAAGGCAAUAAAGGAGGAGGAGUUUGACGUCUCCGCCCUGCAGAUAUUCCGCAUGGACAAGGUUCAGUCAGAGGAGUUCCUGGAGGUGUACAAAGGUGUUGUCAGUGAAUACCCGGGGAUGGUGCAGCAGCUGAUGUCUGGCCCCCUGGUGGCUCUAGAGAUCACUUCACGUGUUCAUGGAUCUCAGACGCCCACUAAAUUCAGGGAGUUUGUGGGACCUGCUGAUCCGGAGGUGGCAAGGGAGCUGCGACCAAAUAGCCUUAGGGCACGCUUUGGGGAGGACACUGUGAAGAAUGCCUUGCACUGCUCGGACCUGCCAGAUGACGGCCCGCUGGAGGUUGAGUACUUCUUUAAGAUCCUGCAGUAGCCAGUCUGUCACCUGGUUGGGGUUUGUAUGAGUCGUGUCUUGUCUCCAUUAAUUCCUUCUUUCCAAUAUCAAAAGAGCAUCAAUGAAAAAUGUGACAACUUCAGUACAAAUUCACCUGUGUAGUAGGUAUGCCAUAACUCUUCAUCUAUACGACAAGUUUUUUACUGUUUAUUCGAUAUGCAACCUUGUGAUAGAGUAAAUGGUAAAGAGUAAGGCUUUUAUUCAAUCACUAGCACAGUAUCGUAAGACUCGGUAGUUUAAGAUUUUUUUUUUGCCUUUCAUUAGAUUCACUUAACAAAAGGACCACGAAUCAAACUUUAAUAUAACACAUCGAUUUGCACCUGCACAUUUUUUCCAUGAUCUGGUGCACUGCUCAAUGAAUACUCUUUUUUAUCGUUAAUGUUUAAGACGAGAGGAAGGAGGAUGUUGAUGGUUGAUGGUAAUGUUUCUCCAUGGUGGUUAGAAUUCAAGAGGCAAUAACAGAGUUACAGAUCCAGUGUUUGUCCCAUACUGGAUGUUGCACCAUGGAGGAAAGGCCUUCUCUUCACUGUAUUGUUAUUGAUUUGCAUGUUCUGUACUUUGUGUGUUUUCAAAUCAUCAGUGUGAAUUUCUCUAAUUGUGUCUGACAGGGUUUCAGAAAUAUAGAUGUGCUAGUCAUGUUCCAGGAAUAACUUAUUGUCAUGCAUACAUUCCUAACAUUACUUUUUAUCUUUUUAAUCCUCGCCUGUGAUAUAUCUGAUUAUCAUUGUGUGUUGUGACUGACGGUAAAGAUAUUCUCUCGUUUUUUGGUCUCAUGGUAUUUCAUAGAAUGCAGUAUUGAGGGAUUCACUCUAUGCUCCCAACAUUUGAAGUACAGGCCUUCCAAGUUUUGCUGUUAUUGCACACUUUGAGCACUGUUUUCACUGUAUUGUUACUGUGUGUUUGUUUGGCCCAUUGAGAGGCCAGGCAUGCUGCCACUAUCAUGGCUGUGUGUGAUGCUGAGUGCUGCCACACAGCAUACAUUCUCAAUCAAUAAAUAUUACAAAAGUUA